Messenger RNA from Schistosoma rodhaini, 1076 nucleotides. Lineage: Eukaryota; Metazoa; Platyhelminthes; Trematoda; Strigeidida; Schistosomatidae. The record is from the annotation of a GenBank genome assembly.
CUGUGCUAAUGUGGUAUGGCAAAUCGAACUGAUGUACGUACGUACGAAGUUCUACGUUGUGACUGGUUGACUAAAAUGUCUUUUUGAUAAUUUCAUUUAAAAUUUCAGUAUGAUUCACUGUUAAUUAUCAACAUUACUACGAGAAAAAAAGAUGCAAUCGCUAUUAUUUAACCGUUACGUAUAAAGUCAAUAUUCCCGAUUUCUAAUUUAUUACAGCUUUAUCAUAAAUCAAAAUCUUCUUCGAUAGUUGAAGGGAAUUCACCAUCACCGCCUAUUUUACCCCAACGUUUUUAUACUGAAUUUUCUAUUUACUAUACACCAAGAGAUGAUGAUCAAAUGCCUUUGCCACCAUGGCCACAAAUAAUUCCGCCACAAUUACCAUAUGCUGUUGGACGUGGUAUGACAUGGUAUGCUAAUGAUUUAAGCAUUGCGAUUGAAUAUUAUGAAGAUUAUUGUGUACCAAUAUUUGAACCAACCAGUUAUUUUCCAUGUAUCCUGUUUAACUUUAAUCAUACAGCUUAUUUAAUUGCACCAAUCGACUCAGGUUAUGGACCAUGUUGCGUAUAUCGUAAACCAUUUGAGAUACCUAAGAGAAAUUUCAUGGAACAAUUUGCUAAGUAUUAUAACGGUACAACUGAACAAUUGGGAUUGGGUUUAUUGAAUCAAACUAUUCAAUGGUGGAUUAUACCAUCUGAUAAUGAAAAUCAUAAAAAUAAUGUGAAGCAAAUAAAUAAAUCUUCAUUAACUAGUCAUUCCGUUUUUGGUGGUUAUGGAUGGACUGUUGAAGAAUCAAAAAAUCGUGUACCAGUUUGCUUUUGGUACGAAGGAAAUGUUGGCUGGACUCAACAACUGUUUUUCAAUUUUGUUGCUGACGGACCAAGAAUCUAUGAUCUAGAAGGACUUCAACUACUAGAAAUAUGUAAAACUGAUAUAACUUGUAUUUUUAGACCAUGAAAUGAUUUUUAGACAAUUAAUUUGUCUAACUGAAGUUUACUAAAAGCUAUCAAUUUAAUUUCGACUCAACUUACCGGCUUUUAAACACAGAAGUAUGUUGCUGAUCAAUGUACAACUAAUUU